AUGAUGGCGGAUACAGGUACGGUAAAACUCGACCGUUCGAUCGAGUCGCGCGAGCCGCCACUAUUCCAGCGCUCGGGUGAGACGAUUGAAGACUUCGUAGCGGUGAUAGAGAGGUGGGCUGCAAACCCUGCCGAGAUGGACUACUGGAUCCCUGCGUCCAGCGUGUGUCCAACAAUUGAUGCUGUCGCGAAGUGCGAUAGCAACGCAGCCAUCAGCAUUGUUAAGAAUCCUGGGAAUCACAAGGCAAACAAGCACAUUGAGAUUCGGCCGCUCGUGGUGGCGCUCGUGUACAUGUAUGUGGCGCUCGUGGUGGCGCUCGUGGUGGUGGCAGUCUACGACGAGGAGGAGGACGACGACAUCUAUCUACCGCUGCUCGAGGUGCCGUUGUCGGCAUUUCGGCAGCUACACAGAUGA
Messenger RNA from Phytophthora sojae, 414 nucleotides. RefSeq lists its product as hypothetical. Lineage: Eukaryota; Oomycota; Peronosporomycetes; Peronosporales; Peronosporaceae. The coding region runs from base 1 to 414 and encodes 137 amino acids. The transcript is spliced from 2 exons. The record is from RefSeq and is a predicted model, not a curated record.